AUUCAAAUAUUCGUUAUUAUAGAAUCGUACGAGUCAACUCGUAUUUCCUUCUUGCAUAUAUUUAGUUUAACUUUUAAACGCUACAAUUAAUUAACUCUAUAACCAUUUAUUUAUUAAUCAACUUUACUUUAUUUAAUUGCAUAAUCUUAUAUUAUCAACUACCAUGCCAGAUCCGAUACCAACACCAGCAAUUUACGCACACCCCUGCUCCAAUAGAGAGGUGAAGCUGGAGCCGACAAGUGAUAUUCGUAAAAUCAAACGGCUUAAUAGACCUAUUUAUGAUGUUCUACUUAAGGAGUUCUACGAGGAUGGGUGUUACACAUCGGCUCGUUAUUUUGAAUAUUUAGUGACUGUGGAGCGGGAUCUGAUCGAAAAGAAGCACGAAAGGCAAUAUGUCUACGAGGACAUGGACUUCCUAUUGCAACUUAUCGACAAUGUCAAAUUGGCAGAGCAGGUUUACCAUUUGGACGAAAGACAUGGCGUAUAUGUGAUGAGGAGAAUACUUUACGAGACUCUUGGAUUUGUUGAGAAGCAAAACUUCGUUUGGUUGACGAAACAGUUGUACACCAUAAUAGCCAAAUAUAUGCUAUAUUCUACAACAAAUUUCUCAGCAAAGGAACAAUCCACGAGAUUCGUUUUCAAAUACGCAAAAUUUUUGAAGCAACAAGGAAAACCGGAGCAACUUCAUAAAGCGACACUUAUUCUAUCCACGGCAAUGGAUGUGGCAUGUGCCGAAACAUGGAAACCGGAUACCAGUCCUGAAAUUGAGAAGUUUCCGACUCUACAUGCAGCUUUGGGUAUCUUAUUGGCCGAAAUAUACUUGAUCAAAGCAAAGGAAGCUGGUAUAACACGGAAACACGCUAUGAAGCGUGCACAGAAAGCUAUCAAAGCUGUUGCUCAAGUGGGCAUUAAGGAAAACAAAUUGAUAGCUUUUAAAGCGUUCCUCGUAAAGAUUGACCUUCUAAUGGAUGCUGAUAGAUUUGACUGGGCAUUGAAGGAGUUACUUCUGCUGAAAGAGAGCGUUCUGAAAGCGGAGGGUCGUGAGUUUCUGGAGUCCAAAUUGGAUUGUCUCAGGAAGCUCGGCACCACACUAUAUUGCCUUGACCAGCCGAUUGGUGCAAUAGAAAUUUUCGCACAAGCUUUGGAUAUAUGCAGAGCUAAUGAUUAUUGGCAAGGCGAAGGUGAUAUACUAGUGGAAAUAGGGCAUGCACAGCGUCGUUUGAUCGGUGGAGAAGUUAGGGCACGUCUGGCAAUGGAGUUGGCUAAGAUCCAUUUUGAUCACCAAGCCAACCAUGCAAAAUUCGUGAGCACCAAAUAUAUGGUAGCUGCAUUGAGAUCCGAACUUAUACACUCUGAGCUGAUCAAUUUAAUAAAAUCACAAUCGUUUUGUGACUUUUAUCGAUUAAGGCGUUGGAAAACCCUGGCCGAACGUUUUUGGGAUGAAGACAAUCAAGUUGGCUAUAUAAAGCAGAAUACUUUAAGUGACAUAUCAAAGUACUCAUCUCAAAACCUAUAUCGACUAUAUAAUCUUGUACUGAACACGCGCAGUUCCGUAUCGAAAAUAAGGGCUUCAGAAAUAGAGAAAAUUACAUCAGAGGUCACCACAAGUGAAGAGAGCGAAGAUUUGGAACGUGUCGUUGCGGAUAAUUUAUAUACACAGGAAGACUCUGCAACUGACCAAUAUAUAAAUAAAGAAGUAAUGGAAGAAGAAUACCAGGGGCUCUCUAUCGAAAGUGGCGAGUUUUCAAAUAGCAGUUCUAGCGAGGAUAUUGAGAAACCCAAAACUACCACUAGAACUAAAUAUUUGAGUAUAGUAUCUCAGCCAAGAAGAUAUUCAGAUGCUCCGGUUUCUAGAAGAUCUACAAUCCAAGGCAUUUGGGUUGUGAGGGAUUCUGAUCCAAUACGUUGUCUACUACGUGAGGAAUGAAAUAUUAGACUAUACUAUUUUAUAUAUUACUGAACAUAUACUAAAUCUGCAAUUAUUAUAUAAUUGAAAUAAAUAGCAUUAUUUAUAAA
Messenger RNA from Zeugodacus cucurbitae (melon fly), 2016 nucleotides. RefSeq lists its product as uncharacterized. Bases 164 to 1927 code for a protein of 587 amino acids. The record is from RefSeq and is a predicted model, not a curated record. Lineage: Eukaryota; Metazoa; Arthropoda; Insecta; Diptera; Tephritidae. The transcript has 4 exons. Gene Ontology annotation, molecular function: protein binding.